Molecule: messenger RNA, 1212 nt
Organism: Peronospora matthiolae
Lineage: Eukaryota; Oomycota; Peronosporomycetes; Peronosporales; Peronosporaceae
Source: the annotation of a GenBank genome assembly
AUGCAGUCGGAAGAAGCUGUUGCCACGUCUGACAAGGUGCCUACCGACCGGGCGACUGCUGCACCGGCCGGAGCGACAGGAGCAGCUGCAGCAGCUGUUUCCGACGUUUCGGUUGCGUGUGUGGCCGCCGCUACGGACGCAACGAGCGUCGCGUGUCGUAUACAAGACGUGGCCCAACCGGCUAUACGUAUACAAGACAUGCCCGAGCGACAGCGUGUAGACGGAGAGAAGCUGCCGUCCGACGUGACGCGCGUUCAGAACGAGCAGCGACGGGAGCGGCACUGGCGCCGUCUCGUGCGCAGCGAGCUGCGGGACCGCUUCAUUGCAGCGAUGAUGGAGCAGCUGCAGCGCAUUACAGGGGAUGGCAACGUGCGACAUGUGCGACAUGUGCGACGAUGUGCGUCUCGCUACGAGUCGUUUGUGUGGAAGAAGAGCCGGAACCAUUUGCAGUACGUUCAGAAGCUUGAGCAGCGCAUUGAGUCGCUCCGUCGUCAGCCUCUGGCGGUUACUCGAAUCGACGCGAUAGACGUCACGGUGCGACUUGAUGAAGACCAGCGACGGGAUAGCGUCCAGGCUGGGUCAGCCACACUAGCCGCGGGGUCGGCGUCGCCGGUCGCGUCGUGUCCAUACCACUGCCACGGCAUGGAGCAAGGCGGUGCCUACGAUACUUUGCUGGUCGGCACGGCAGAACGAAGAAACGCGUGUCACUCGAGUGAUUGCCGGGCUAGUAGCUUGGCUAGUGGCAGCAACAACAGCAGACGAGCAACGAGACGGAAGGGACGAACGCCAUCGUCGUCGCAUGGCGCGUCCAGCACUUCUUUGGCACGACGUGACGAGCUGUACUUUGCCAAGCUUCGAGUGAUGAAAACUCGGUACCGCGAUGAAGUUGCACUGGUGUUUCGCGAGCUCUGUCGUGUGAACACGGUGAUCCGCACUUCAGCUAGUUUGCGACGUCACGAGUCGAACAAUCUGGGCGAUUUCCUGGCCAAUCUCAAGAAGAUUAUUUAUUUGCUCGAGCAGCAGCCGGACGAGGCGUGUGGGAUGAUUCCAGCCCGUAAACGUGCGGUCGAGUACCUCGACGUGGUGGAAUCCCACAUCCGGCGCAAAGUGCUGCCAAUCCUUCACCGCUUGCGUCACACGUACUCGACUAUUUUGCGCCCCAUUGUGCUCAACUACAUGAAGAAUAACUAUCGCUUCAAUCGACGGUUCUAG